Molecule: messenger RNA, 3372 nt
Organism: Stylonychia lemnae
Lineage: Eukaryota; Ciliophora; Spirotrichea; Sporadotrichida; Oxytrichidae
Source: the annotation of a GenBank genome assembly
AUGAAUGAAAACGAAGAUGAUGAUGCCACUAUAAUCUAUCAAGCAUUCUCAAAGUUGAAUGAGGAUGAAUUUAAGGAAACAAACUUUGAAGAACUACUCAAUAAAGAGCAUGUUACAAUUACAUAUUCUGAUACAAGUGAUCAUGAUAUGACUUUAACUACUGUAUAUAAUACUGCAAAGGAAGAACAAAAGGUUUUACCUCUAAAUAAACAAUAAACUAAAGAUAAGCCGAUAAACCAAAAAGUGAAUGUAUCUUCUCAGAUUAAGCAAUAAAUUCCUAUAUAAAGCUUAUGCCUCAACACUAAAAAACCUGCUUAAUAAAUUAAAUAGGCGAAUGUUCCUCCUAAGAAAUAAGGUUUAGAUCCGAAAACAUAAAAAACUAAGGUGAACAGUGACAUUGCGAAGAAAGAUGGAAGUACAGGAAGUGAAAUAAAGCCAGUACUUUAGAUAGAAAAAAGCAAAAGUGCUGGAAGUGAUCAUCUGAAGUUAGACGGUGGUGUAUUUCUAAUAAAAAGUAAUGGAAAGAGUGUCAUAGUAAAUCAGAAAAUGUAUAAUUACUUUGGAGAUGAUUGCGUUGAUAAAAUAGCCAAGAAUUAGACUUUGAUAUUUGGAUCCUAAACUUAAUAGAGACUAGAAAAUAAGCUUGAAACAACAGAAGAAAUAAUUGAUAUGUUGAAGAUGUCUUAACAUUUUAAGCACAUUGAAAAUAUUUAGAAACUGGCUGAAGGGGGAGAAGCUAUAGUAUAUAAGCUAAAUUACAUUGGUUACGAUGAAGUUGUAAUAAAAGUGCCUAAGAUAAAGAAUUCUGCUAGAAUGAGCAGCUUUGAAUAAGGAGAGGCUGUGAUAGAGGGUUUUGUCGACUUAAUUACUGAAUCAUAGCUCAUCAAAAGUAUCUAUCAUGAAGAUUAUCUUGUGGAAGUCAAAGAAGAAAUAAUAGAAAUUGACCUUGAAAGGAAGUAACUCAUGAGAUAUUUGGUUAUAGUGGAGAGGGCAAGAUAUUCUUUAUAUGAUCUCUAUUCAUUUAAAGCCUCUGAUAAUAGUGUUGUUGAAAAAACUGGCUUAUGGUUUAAAAAGAAGGAAGCUAGUAAAAAUCUUGAAAGGUUUUCUGUCUAUAAAUUCUACUAUUACUUUUACCAGGCUGCUAAAGCAAUAGAAUAUUUGCAUGACCUAGGAAUUAUUUACUCUGAUUUUAAACCUUAGAAUUUGCUAGUUAUGAGAAAUUAAAAAGUAAAAAUUGGGGAUUUUGGAGUAAGCAUUCUUACUAGUAAGUAAUAAAUAAAGUAUAAAUUAAGAGGCUUAUCACCAUAAUGGUGCAUUCCAGAGAUCAGAGAUAGAUUUAAUAAAUGUCAAUUUGAGGGAGAUAUGAGUAAAUUUUACAGGACUAAAUGGAGCAUUUAGUAGCUAAAGCUCAAUGACUAUUAUGCUCUUGGACUUACUUUUUAUUCUGAAUUGAUUCGAUUCCUGGUUUAAAAAGAUUAAUUGAAUUAAGAGGAUGAACAAUUCGUUAACUUUUUCGGGAAAAUUGGGGUAGAAUUGGCAUUGUAAAGAUCUAUUGACAUAAAGGAAGCCAACAGUAAGCUAGACAUAUAUCUUAUGGGUUCCUCUAUAUUUUUGCAAGAGCUUAUAACUAUUCUUAAAAACGAGAAAAAGUACGAGGCAGCUUAUGAAAUUGGCAGAAUACUCAGAAAUUAAUACGAUAAAUUGCAAUUUGAAAAUGAAAAAAUUCAAAUGAGCUUAUUCUACCUUAGACUUAAUUAAAUUAUGUGCGAAUUUAAGAUCUUCUAAGGAGAUUACUUGUAGGCAAUAGAGCACAUCAAAGUAAUUUAAGAAAAGUCUAUUGAAUACUUGAAAAAUAACCAGGAUAAAGAUUCUAUUUACACAAUCUAGCAGUUAUAAUUUGAAAAUUAGAUUAAUUAUGCCAGUAUUUUACUCAACCUUGGAAAUAUUAAAGAAGGAGAGAUCGAAACUCUAAAAUUAUUUUAAGAGUUUAAUAAAAAUACCUCUUUGUAUGAGAGUUUUUCAAUGAGAGUUUUGCAAUUAGAGGGUUAGUUUUACAUGUCUAGAGGUGAUAUAAGUUCUGCAUUACCUAUAUAUUAAAAGUAUAGUAUGAUGAUAGAAAAAAUGAAUAGCUCUUAAGAGAGUUAGAUACACUCAUUUAUGAAAUUAGGAGAAAUGUUUAGCAGGAUGAAGGAUUACCAAAAAUCUUUGAAGUAUUAUCAGUAAGCUAAUGAACUUCUAUUAAAAGAAUACGGCGUCUAUGAACCAAUUAAUCUUGAAUGCCUGCAAGCUAUUGGGAACAUUUAUCUUCAGCUUGAGGAACUUGACAAGGCCACAACAUUUUUCAACUAAGCACUUGAAAUUUGUCAGACUAUAUUCGGUGAAAGGAAUGUUAAGACUGCAGAAACAUACAGAUAAUUUGCCGAUCUAUUUAAUAAGCUAAAAUCUUCAAAGGCUAUAUUUUACUAUGAGAAAGCCAAGUCUAUCUAUGAGUUUCUUUAUGAAGCAGAUAACAUUCAUUGUGUGGUCAUUUUUAACAAUUUAGGUGGUUUAUACUUACAUCUAAAUGAUCAAGCGAAAGCUGAAGAAAUGUGUCUUAGAUCUUUGGCUAUCAAGAGGAAACUCUAAGUUGAAGACAAUUUGGAUGUUGCUUAUAUUUAUCAAAAUUUAAGCAGAAUCAAAAUUAAGGAGUAGAAUAUGGUUGAAGCACUCAGAUAUAUGUAGCUUGCUUAUGAUAUCAAAUUAAACAAAUUAGGACCUUAACACUAAGAAACAUUAGACACUUUGCUACCUUAUUUGAAAUUGCUUUGUUAAGUUGGUAAAGUCCCUGAAGCUCUAAAUAUUUGCCUAAAUAGUGUUGAAUUGGCAAAGGCAGUAAUGAAACCUUAAGAUCCAGCAUUAAUAUAACUUUAAUAACUAUUUGGAUAGAUUCUUGUGAAAAGUUAAUAACUGAGCAAGGCAGAGCAGAUUUUCUUAGACCUUUUGAAUAUAAUAGAGAAUGGAGAUAGAUAUCUAAAAGACUUGCUUUUGUAUAAAAUUCUUAGAGAUUUAGGAGUGGUUUAUGAAGUCACAGAGGAUGAAAGAAUGAUCGAUAUCUACAAGAGAUGUCUCAUUCAUUGUGAUUAAGUAGCAGAGGAAUUCGGACUGUAUAAGAGCAUUGGAGGAUUCCUUUUAAAGAAGCAAAAGCUUGAAGAAGGUAAAGAAUAUCUGCUAAAAUCAAUUAAAAUUCUGGAGAAAUACAGAGAAACGGAUCCAAUGAUGAAGUAGUUAGAUAUACUAUACUAUGCUAAAAUCGAAACGAAUUUGAAACAAUGUGAUGAAGUUAUUGCUCAUAACAAAAAUGUUUCAGCUUAGAUGCUUUUGAGAAAAUAAUGA